Messenger RNA from Ramularia collo-cygni, 2421 nucleotides. RefSeq names its product related to GAL4-like transcriptional activator. NCBI's taxonomy places the organism in Eukaryota, Fungi, Ascomycota, Dothideomycetes, Mycosphaerellales, Mycosphaerellaceae. Gene Ontology annotation, molecular function: sequence-specific DNA binding; zinc ion binding; DNA-binding transcription factor activity, RNA polymerase II-specific. The record is from RefSeq and is a predicted model, not a curated record. Gene Ontology annotation, biological process: positive regulation of transcription by RNA polymerase II; DNA-templated transcription. The transcript has 3 exons. The coding region runs from base 1 to 2421 and encodes 806 amino acids.
AUGCCGCUCGACACCCCGGUUCUCAAGGUCUCACGGCCCGUCGCCGCUUGUGCCAGAUGUCGAAGUGCGAAGAUCAAAUGUGAYGGGAAACUACCAGCAUGUACUUCAUGCGAAAGAAGUGGCAGGGCAGCCGAGUGCACCAGUACCAACGAUCAAUUUGCCAGAGGCAAAGAGCGAAGCUAUGUCYUGACCUUAGAGACCAAGCUGGAGAGACUACAGGCCAGAUUGGAGGAAGCGCGGGCGAGGAAGCCUUCGGUCGUGGACCCCGACGAGGACAUGACUCCCACGCGGCGCCAGUCUCAGCAGAUCCAAGAUCUGUCCCGGUUGACGGGGAGCAGGACGACACGUCGGAGAGAGACGACCGCCAUUGAUGAUCUCGUUUCCGACUUUGGCUUCCUCUCGGUCAACGCCACCGCAAGAGACUUUUAUGGAUUCACUAGCGCCAUGUCCUACGCACGACUCAUAUUGUGGGCAUGUUCAAAGGAUCCCUUGCCAGACGGCAUCCAUGCCACCCUGCCUCCUCGACAUGUCGCCAACAGCUACAUACAGAACUACCUGAACAACGUCUACAUCCUCCUUCCAGUCUUUGACGAAGCAUCAUUCYAUGCAUCCGUGAACAACGUGUACUCACGAGGCUCGGAUCAAGCAGAGCCCAAUGACCAGUGGAUCGUCAGACUUGUACUUGCCAUCGCGUGCGCGUCCAUGUCGGAACAGCGGGGCGACAACCUCCAUAUGGAAGCGAUUGGCCACAUCUGUGCAGCAUUGAAGCAUUCCGAGGAUGUGUUCCAUCCAGGCGCCAUCAGUAGUAUUCAGGCGCUUGUACUUAUGGCAGAGUUUGCAAUGCUCAAUCCACACUACUUCGACUCCUGGGGUCUCAUCGGAGCGGCAUCCAGAGCAAUGGUCGAUCUCGGUCUUCAUCAGGACCCUCCAAAAGGCACGCUGAUGCCCAAAGCGAAACUCGCAUUGCGGCGCAGGGUUUACUACUGCGUUUAUGCAUUAGAUCGAUCAACCUCGCUGGUGCAAGCCCGUGCAUUUUCCUUCUCGGACGACAGUGCCAAGGUCAAGAUACCUUUUCAAAGAGGACCAUCGUCAGCUCCAACCACGCCACUCCCGACACCGACGCCGAAGCUGUGGUCGCAAUCGUAUGAUCAUGCCUUGGACCUGAUCAAACUGCGAAGACUCCAAUCGACCUGGUACACAGUCAUGUUCCAAUCUGGACGCACGAGGUGGGACGAGCCAUACAAAUAUAUUUGGAAAGUGUGCGACGACAUGCACAAAUGGUUUGACGCGCUGCCCGCUUCUACCUCGUCCAAUAUGCGCGCGUUCUUCGAGUUGGACCUGCUCUACUCAUACGUCUACGUAUUAGCGCCCUCUCCUCGGGUUCCGGUCAUCAGCCCAUACGCGCGGAAGCUGGUCUUUGAGUACUGCAUUCUAUACGUGAACACUAUCCUGACGUUGGUGUCCGAUCCCUCCUAUGCCUCACCACUUACCUUUUAUGACGCGAUGAGGGUGUAUAUGACUGGAGGGCAAUUUCUGGACCUCUUGAAGCUCAAUAUGGACGACGUUCUAGGACAUGCCCCUGCGCCACCCGAGACCAGGCAGGGCACAACGCCACCGCUACCAAUUCCUCAUGUGACUCUUCCACCGGGCGAUUCUGCGAUACGUUUCAACACCAUUCGAAGUAUCACGUGCAUCAAGCAGAUCACGGAGGCUCUAUCACGCUUUGGAAUUCGAUGGGGUUUCAUGAGCUGGAGUCAGCGAUAUCAAAGUGAGGCAUCCAGUACCCUGGAAGAUCUCAAUGAUCGACUUCGCAAGAUUGAUGCUGAGAGUAGGCCGAGUACAUGGCAACACCAAGGCUCCAAGAGUUCUUUCGGCAGCGGCCAUGGCGGCGUCACAUCUUACGAUCCAUCACAAGGCAGCAGCAUGAGUACCUCCUCCGGCCAUUCGCCCUAUCAGCAAGUUCAAUCCUCCGGAAUGCCGAUGCAAGGCCGUCGCCAGCAGUCUAUUUCGGUCCAUCGAAGCCCUGAUGCCGGUCAUAGUAGUCCACCGCAAUAUCCUUUCCCGGAUCAGCGCUCUACACAAGCUCAGUACAUCAAUUUCCAACCGAACCAGCGUCAAUACCAGCAAGACAUGCAACCACAGUACGCCGCCAAUGGCCAACAUGCACAGCAAAGUUUCCCACCAUUCCAACCACCGGUUUUCGGCAAUUUCAACUUCAACGAAACUCCUCACGUCCCUAAACCUGCUCCAUUCACCUCUCCACAAGCCAACGCCCAGACCUAUGCCGCACCUCGGACCAACCACCCGACGCAGCAGUUUGCGGAAUGGUCAGGCUAUGGAGGACCAGGUGGCACGCCGGAUAUGUUGGAUGAAGAAAACGCGAUACCGCCCAAUUCGAAUCCAUGGAACACAAAUGUCUAA